AUGGCUGAAGAUGCAGCUGCCCAAGAAGAGGCAACGCCUCCGCCCGUCGCGAAUCCAGACGCCCAAACCACCGUCAACGACUUCCUCGACUACACCGAGUUCUUCCCCUCCGACCUCGUGCGCUCGUUGCGCCUGAUCGGCGAUCUUGACCAGACCUACGUCGAUGCCACGCAAACAGUCCACCAGCUCACCGUCAAGUAUGGCAAGCUCCCCACCAUACCUGCCGGCGAACGACCAGACCCCGUGGCUCUACGUAAAGAGAUCGCUCUUGCGCUCGACAAGGCAAUAUACGCCCGGGAAUCGUCAUAUGCAGAAGCGUCGCGACUAUAUGAGGUUGCGGAGCGCCACAAGCAUCGCAUAGGCAUAAUCAAGAGGAAGCUUCAGGCGCAGCCAGAGCCACCAUCCCGCGACCCUACACCUGUUCCUGUAUCACCCCAGGCGUUACGAGGAGUGAAUCGCAACUUUACAACCCCGCACUUGCGCCUGACAUUCGACGGUCGCUUUGGCGGCAGUUCAACUGCGCGUCCCCGCGAUCGCAAGAAGUCCCGGGUCCCGUUGCCUGGUGCGCGCAUUCGCACAGCAAGCUUCUCGGACUCGGACGACUCUGAGGUGAGAUUCAACGCUGAUCUCGCUAUAGCACCCAAGAGACUGAAAGAUUACAAGGACAAGGCACCGCGGCCUCCCAAGGUGCGCGUGCGGCCUCCAGGCUCUGGCACCAACGUGCACAGCUCAUUCGCCGGCAUUUCCACGAGCAACGCGCUUGCCAGACUCUCGCCCCCGCCCGAAAACGCCAGGCCUGGCAGCAAGUGGGCGCCAUGGUUCAAGCUCACCGAGUAUGAGAUGGCUGUUCUGAGGAAGAAAAUGAAGAAGAACGCUGUUUGGACUCCAAGUGAAACUAUGAUUAAGCGUCAGCUGGAAGCGGGGGGUCGCGGACAAGAAGCAUAUGAAAAGGAAAGGAAACGCUGUGAAGAGACAGGCGACGCAUUUCUUGAUGAAGAGCCCGCCGCUCCGACCAUACGAUCGAUUGUCCCUCCUGGAAUUGCGGAGAACCCACCUGCACCCUCGCAGCCUGCAGCGGCUCCCACCGACCGAAAGCCCGCGGACAUCGAGCGUACCCCGAUCGAGCUUUACAAAUAUGCGGAUUUCGAUGACGCUGAUGCAUCCAAGGAUACGUCUGAUUUCAGAGACACAAGACAGUCAAAGCGGGAUAGUCGGCGUCGACAGGCUUUUCGCGACGCACAGGAACUGGAGAACACCACAAAGAGGAUCAAGGAGGCUGCCGACUGGAUGCAAGAGCUGAGCUUUACUGGUGCUGGCUCAAGGAAAUCUGCUGCAAAACUCUCCAACAAGCGCAAGCGUGAUUCUACGCCGCCACCAGCGGGCGAGACACCGGCUGAGGCGACCAGGGAGCCUUCAUUAGUCUCGCAAGACAGUGGCACUAAGCCACCUGAGCGGAAGAAGCCGCGGUUGAAUCUUACAUUAACUAAUGGUGGAGCUUCCACACCACAGGACCUCACACCUAUUGGUCUAUCGCCCGGCGUGAACACCGCGAUGCCGUUCCCCGAAGCUUCUAAGACGACCACUGUGCAAGUACCUCUGGCCCCAGCAGGACCCGGUACACCGAAGAGUCCCGGAAUCUCACAACUAGCUGUAGGUAGCCAGCCUGGCACGCCCGCCGUCACUUCACCUGCUGUUCCAGUCUCCACAGAAGCUCAAGCAGCUUCUGCAGGACUUCCCCAGACUAACGUGACAGCGGCCUCUUCUCGCCCCAGGAGGGAGUCGGUUGCACCACCAAAAGAGAAGCCGACAAGUCCCGCCCCUGCCACUGCACCAACUGAAAAGAAGCUAAAGGUACCUACUUCCGCGCCUGAAGCUGUUGCUCCCACUUCAGUUCAAGCGACCCGCCCGCGGUCCUCUCGUCCUAGCUCUUCCCGCGGCCAUGUACCUACGCCCAAGGCUCAGAGCGAAGAACCCAAACCUUACGAACAAGGACAGAGUUCGCGCGAACUCCGCCGUCACAGCAUUUUCAGCCAGUCCGCAGUCACGGCUCCUGCUACCGCAGCUCCUACUCGGACACGCACACGUAGGAAAGCCCCACCUAAAGGGGAAAUUUCACAUGGCGAAGAUGGUCAAAUGACAGUCACGAAUGUGAAACGGGCACAGGGCAACAAGAUUGCGAAGAAGAAGAAGCCGGAGGAAGAGUCUGAACCUGCCGAAGAGAUCGAUCAAGACGAAGAGCGAUACUGUAUUUGUGAUGGCAUCAGCGAAGGGCGCAAUCUUCCACCAGACGUCGAAGCACUCUUUACGAAACAGCCUCCCAUCAAAGAUGUCAUCGAAUUCGCUAUGGGUGAAAAUGGGACGUACUUUGUGAGCUACCGGGAUCAUGACGGAGAGGUUGUAUGUCGCCACUACAACCUUCCAAACCCUCUAACAGAGUACUUGUAUUGCGGACAUCCGCGCGUAAUACGGGAUCUCACAACAUUAUCAAUCAGCAUUGGGCCGUGGGAUUCCUACUAUGCACAUGACAAAACGUCUGCUUCGUGGAGUAAUCUGCCACCAUCAUUAGAAAAAGCAUUGUUGCACCGACUCGUUAGCCAAGACGCAUGGAAGACUAUAUGGAAAGAAGAAGGAAGAGAUGCGCCCAGUUUCGUGAGCUUAGGCGCUGAUGGGAGUUACUUCAUGCGCACAGUGAAAGGAGGCGGUAGCUGGGACCUGAAAGGCAAAGAGAAAGAGGAAGGGUUGAGAGGGACGAACGACUUCCUGGACAAAGCACCAGAUUUCAGUGCUGUCGCCGGCCUAUAUCUUUUCCCCCAACACCAAUCCUCCUACAUCCUCCUCCUCACAUCCGGAAAAGCCUUCUCCAACCUCCCAGAGCACACAUGGGAGGACUACAACAAGAUGGCACCCGCACUACCUCCACUUAUACAAACAUUAUCGCCCAUCCCUUGUGUACCUCAAGCGCGCCCUACCUCACAAACACAGAUCCCGCAGCCACAGCCUCAACCUCAGAUUCAAAUGCAGCCACAACAAGGCAACGGCUGGGUUCCGAAUCCCUACGCUGGUCAGCCUGCAGGUACGUACUUCCGUGGCCACCUCAUACAACGAGCUGGUGCGGGACCGAUGCUGCCUCCCCAGAUAUGGCACUACACAACAGGCCAUGCGACGCCGUGGGCGAUGAUGAGCGCGCCUUAUGGUGGCACGGAUCUCAACAAUUCUAACUCUUCGCAGGUGGGUAUUUACGGUAGUUCGGACGCUUCAGGUGGUGGCUUCGGCAGUUCCGACUUUGCAGGCGGUGGAUUCAGUAAUUUCGACUCUACAAGCGGUGGGUUCAGCAGUUCGACCUCGGGCGGUGACUCUGGAGGUGGAGGAUCAACGUCCACGAGCUAA
Messenger RNA from Didymosphaeria variabile, 3387 nucleotides. RefSeq lists its product as uncharacterized. Gene Ontology annotation, biological process: regulation of DNA-templated transcription. The record is from RefSeq and is a predicted model, not a curated record. Lineage: Eukaryota; Fungi; Ascomycota; Dothideomycetes; Pleosporales; Didymosphaeriaceae. Gene Ontology annotation, cellular component: Rpd3L complex; Rpd3L-Expanded complex; nucleus. Bases 1 to 3387 code for a protein of 1128 amino acids. The transcript has 3 exons.